AUGCGUGACAGACUGCUAGUCCUGUUACUGUUUGGUGUUGGGAUCGUGAAAAUAUAUGAAGAAUAUGAUGAAGAAGAACAAGAAGACGGGAGCUCACCGGAUUUAAUCAAACACAAACACAGUCGUCGGGACGUCUCUGAGUUUGAUUUGGAGAACUGGGUGUCUCCAAGCCCACCGCCGAUAGUACCUUUGGAAGAACAGUUCAUCGAGGCGUUGCACAUGGAACGAACAGCUGCAUUAUUUUCCAAAUGUGGAGAUGUUUCGGAUGAAUGCAGCUGUCGCCUCUACUGCCUGCUGGAAACCUAUGAACUGCACCUUGUCCCGUUCUCUGCUCUCUACCACACUAUCGAAGGUGCCAGUUCGGGGAUUGGUCGUGCUACUGCUGUGCUAUUCGCCAGGUUGGGAUCCCGUUUGGCUCUAGUUGCAAGAGAUGAACAACGAUUACAUGACACAUUGAAUGAGUGUCGCAAAGCGAGCAAACUGGCCAACGAAGAAGAGAAGGAGCCAUUUAUUUGUAUCUCUGCGGACCUGUCUGAUAUCAGCCAAAUUGAAACUGCUUUCAAGCGAGCGAUGGAACAUUUUUCCCAACUGGACAUACUGGUAAGUUUCUCUCCUUCAGCGGUCGUUGACUCCUAG
Echinostoma caproni is the source of this 636-nucleotide messenger RNA. Lineage: Eukaryota; Metazoa; Platyhelminthes; Trematoda; Plagiorchiida; Echinostomatidae. The record is from the annotation of a GenBank genome assembly.